Messenger RNA from Eurypyga helias (sunbittern), 1077 nucleotides. It is a transcript of the gene ARRDC5, whose product is annotated as arrestin domain containing 5. Gene Ontology annotation, cellular component: cytoplasm. The record is from RefSeq and is a predicted model, not a curated record. NCBI's taxonomy places the organism in Eukaryota, Metazoa, Chordata, Aves, Eurypygiformes, Eurypygidae. Gene Ontology annotation, biological process: protein transport.
AUGAGGUUGGAGAUUAUUUUGCAAUCUAAGCUCCAGGCCCCAGCAGCACCCAGCUCCCACUCUUCCCUUAUAUCAACAGUGAGAGCAAUUAACCUGGUGCUGCCUGAAAUUGAGGUGCAUUUGGCUGGCUCCAGCAUAGAGGGCCAACUGGUCCUGAACCUCAGGACUACCCUCGUGGACCCUGUGGUGAAGGUGGAGCUCGUGGGAAGAGGCUACCUGAGGUGGCUUGAGGAGGAGAAUCCUGAACUGGACUAUGACAAGAGCACGUCUUGCACCAACCAGGCUGUCUACAUUUCCAAAGCAAAGGAAUUCCACGUACAGGAUGGCUGGCUGGAUUCUGGGGUCCACACCUUUGACUUCCAUUUCACCUUUCCUCCAACUAUUCCCUCCACAUUCACCAGCAAAACUGGCUCUAUCUCCUACUUUGUUCAAGGGACUUGCUGCAGCCGCCAAAAUGUCUUAGCUAAAGAGGAGAGAUGUUUGCUGUUGCAAGGAACUAUUGAGGUAUGGAUAGCUAAAGGUGACGAUGUUUACAUGUGCACACAUGAAUUCUUUGCCCAGAUGUUCUGGAGGACUGUGGCCCCACUGGUGGUGGAAGAUAGGAAGGAUUUAGUUUAUUUCUGCUGCUUCAGUCGUGGCUCUGUGACCCUUUGGAUUUCCUUGGAGAAAAGCGUAUUUUGCCCUGGAGAAACCAUUGUCUUCAUGACUGAUAUUGUCAAUAGGAAGAAAUAUGUUAGAAAAGUUAUUUUUGCUGUACACUGCAUUGUCCUGUAUAGUGGCUUCAGCAGCAGGGGAGAACAACGCUCCUUGGAAGACCAAAGUGAAGUGACAAGACUGGAGUCCCGGACAGACACAACACCCUUUGAGGCCAUGCCAGUUACCAGUGUGCUGGUUUUGCCAAAACCCAUGCCUGUCACCAGUACCCUCAUGGAAAAUAAAAUCAUGGCAUUCAGGUACGAGCUGGUAGGCACCUCUGACCAUCCUUGUACCACACGCACCAUUGUGGGAAGGGUGCCCAUCGUCAUAGCAGCCACACGGGAGCAUUUUUCUGUGAAGCAGAACACCAUGAGUGCAUGA